Molecule: messenger RNA, 3291 nt
Organism: Equus caballus (horse)
Lineage: Eukaryota; Metazoa; Chordata; Mammalia; Perissodactyla; Equidae
Gene: HAVCR2
Product: hepatitis A virus cellular receptor 2
Biological process (GO): regulation of transcription by RNA polymerase II
Cellular component (GO): mediator complex
Source: RefSeq, a predicted model, not a curated record
GACUGUGGCCUUGGUAGUGUGAAUAGAGGAAUAACUGACAGUCAGACGCCCUGGUGUGCUGGACUGGCACCCAGGGGAGUGGCCACCACUCCUGUGAUUGUGGAACAGAGACGGUUGCAGGAAGUAUCCAGUUCAACUGGAGAAUUGAAACGGCACCUACACAGAGCCAUUCUUUGACUUUUCUUCUUCGGAACACAUGUUUUCACAUCUUUCCUUUGACUGUGUCCUGCUGUUGCUGCUACUACUUACAAGGUCUUUGGAAGGGGAAUACACAGCCAAGGUGGGUCAGAAUGCACAUCUGCCCUGCCACUACUCUCCAGCCCCCUCUGAGGAUCUCGUGCCUGUGUGCUGGGGCCGGGGACCCUGUCCUGUGUUUGAAUGUCAUGGUCUAGUGGUCAGCACUGAUGGAAAGAACUUGAAAUACCAGAUAUCCAGCAGAUAUCGGCUGACGGGGCAUUUAUACAAAGGAGACGUGUCCUUGACCAUAGAGAAUGUGACUUUAGCUGACAGUGGGACCUAUUGCUGCCGGAUCCAAUUCCCAGGCCUAAUGAACGAUAAAAAAACAAACCUGGAGUUGGUCAUCAAACCAGCCAAGGUCACCACUGCUCCCAGUCCAUGGAGACAUUUCACUACAGCCUUUCCAAGGAUGCUCACCACCAAGGGACGUGGCUCAGAGACACAGACAUUGGAGACCCUCCAUGACAAAAAUCUAACACAAAUAUCCACAUUGGAUAAUGAGUUACAAGACUCUGGCGCGACCACCAGAAUAGGCGUCUACAUCGGAGCAGGGGUCUCUGCUGGGCUGGCUCUGGCUCUUAUCUUUGGUGCUUUAAUUCUCAUAUGGUAUUCUCAUAGCAAAGAGAAGUUACAGAAUUCAAGCCUUGUCACUUUGGCCAACCUCCCUCCCUUGGGAUUAGAAAAUGCAGGAGCAGAAGGGAUGCGCUCAGAGGAAAACAUCUAUACCAUUGAGGAGAACAUAUAUGAAAUGGAGGAUCCAUAUGAGUAUUACUGCUCUGUUAACAGUGAGCAACAAUCCUGACAACGUCUGGGUUGUCACCUUUCAAUGCUGUCAGAUCCAACUACUUCAUUUUUGAGCUUGGUAUUCUUUGAAAACUGUGAAAUGUGUCAGCUGACCGGUUUUAGAGGCUCUGUCCAUGGCCACCAAGCAGAGUUUUUCCAUUUUCUGAAGAUAAUUAGCUCACUUGGGGAUUGAACUGUGACCUGCACUCUACUUAUGCCCAUCACUUCUGUAUUCCAGCCAAUGGCGCUACCCAACUCAGAGAGUGCUAAUCAAGGCAUUAGAGAUCUAAUGGGCUUUUAUACAAAGGAGGAAUUUUUAAUAUGGGAGCUCUGAAAUUCCGGGAAAUUCCAUCUUAUCAUGUGUCCAUGAAGUUCCCAAAAAUAUAGGUCAAAUUAUGUGCUGAGAUAUAUGUGCAUGUCUUUUUUGGCACAGAAAGUCUAAAGGAGUCACUUAUUUUCAAAGAAAUCUGUGACCCAUAAAAGGUUAAGAAACUACUGGAGUAGGAAGAUGAUCUUGGAAGUUCCCUCUGAGUCUCAAGGUUUAUGCUUCUUUGAAUGUUGAUUCUCCAACAGUAAGUGCCACGGCACAGCUCUGCUUUGCCAUUUGAGAAGACUGCCCAGCAAGAACUGUGUUGUGGCAGGCGUUCCCGAGAAAAAGGAAGUGCACUUGGUGUGUUUUGCCAAGUUUUGCUUGUGGUGCACUCAGAGUGAAAUAUCUCUGACCAACUUCUCCAUUCAUGGAAAGGACUGGAUCUGUGUUUUUCACAGAAGAAGAAGCAGUGACUGGGACGUAAAUUCCGUUUCCUGGUGGGAAGAAGACAAAGGACUCCAGCAAUCUGUGUUUGUCGGGGUCGGGUCCCUUACGGAAAGACAGUGUUCCUAAGGUUCAAUUCCAAGAUGGUGGCGACUAGGUCUGCUUUGCUUAUUUUUUGCCUUCCCAGUGCCUGGCACAGCUCUGACACAUAAUAGAAAUUUACUAAAUAUCUUUGGAGUGAAAAAAAUUAAAUAAGCAGAAAGGUAGCUUUCUAGAAAGACUUUUCCACUGGAAGCUUAGACAGAUCUCUGUAACUUCUCUUCUUGGAGAAAUCACAAAUACCCUUACGCUCCCAUAUGUGCUCUUAUCUAGGCCGAAGUGGCCUUUGUUUCUCAGCCUCAUCUCCCAGCUCAGACCCUUGGAAGUCUGUUACUCUCUUGCCUGUUUCUCCCUUUCUGCCCAACCCUCAGCAGCACAUGAAGAAUCAAUCAACAAUACAACCUGUUGCUGCCUGAAAACUGCUUGUCCCCAGGUGGUGACUAAAGUGCUACUGUGCCACAUGCAGAAGAUCGUGGUCACCAAAGAUGCAGGCAGCCUGUUUGUUUGUUUCUAGAUGUCUUCCUGGCAGUCUUGUUGUGUGCAUUAUAGUGUUUGGGCUGCAUCUACACAGUUUUGGGAAGCACUGGCUUUCUAGAAGUUGAUAUGUAAGGGAGAUCAUUUUGCAAAGUUAUAGGCGGUUGCUCUUAUACAUGCUGAAAAAUUAAUCGUGUAAGUGUUUUAAAGUAACGAAAUUCUAGGGGAGGGACUUAGAACAUAUUUGGACCAAAUCAGGGGUUCCCCCUGAAAGAGAUUCUUAUUACAAAAAUCUUUAUACAAGGGUUAAUAUACAAGAAUGAUCAUUGCAACGGUGUUUGUAAGAGACUCCUUCCAUCAAUGGGGGAAUAAUUGAUUAUUAUGGUGUGUCAAGACACUGGUGCAGUUAAAAAGAAUACGUGGUUUCAUCAUUGAGCUAUUUUGCUAAUUCAAGAAAUAUUUAUUAAGUGCUUACUAUCUGCCGGGUACUCUGGUGCUGAGAUCAUAGAGACCAAAUAGACACAUCCCUGACCCCGUACAACUUCUAGUUGAUCUGACAGGAAGGAGGACUCAUUCCCUUCAUUCAUUCAGUGAACAUUUACGGGCACCUACUUCGUGCCAGACGCUAUUCUAGUCCCUGGAAAUAUAACAGUGAAAGAAGCAGACACAAUCCCUACUUUCACAGAGCUUAGGUUACCUGUCAGAGGGAAAUACUAUAUUGCUAAGUCAAAAGAAAAAAACAGUUCUAAAAUAGUGUAUAUAGUCGGUGCUAAUUUUUUUUUCUUUAAAAAAUCUGGAAGAAUAUACCCAAAUUAAUAUGGUUAGCCCGUAAGGGCAAAUGGUCAAUAGACAGAUUUUUCCUUUUUCCUUUUAUGUGCUUCUGUAAUGGUUUGAAUUAUUUUCUCCAUUUUCUUUUGUAAUAAAAAAGUUAGAGUUAAGCAUGA